This is a messenger RNA of Fusarium fujikuroi IMI 58289, 1383 nucleotides long. Its product is annotated as related to alpha-amylase A precursor. Gene Ontology annotation, biological process: carbohydrate metabolic process. Bases 1 to 1383 code for a protein of 460 amino acids. The record is from RefSeq and is a predicted model, not a curated record. Lineage: Eukaryota; Fungi; Ascomycota; Sordariomycetes; Hypocreales; Nectriaceae. Gene Ontology annotation, molecular function: alpha-amylase activity; calcium ion binding. The transcript has 3 exons.
AUGAAGUUCUCUCUUCUUGCGACCAUUGUCGCUAGCAUCAGCCCGCUCGCACACGCAGCGGAUGCAAACGCUUGGAAGUCGCGAAACAUCUACUUCGCGCUUACUGAUCGUGUUGCGCGCAGUGCUGAUGAUAAUGGCGGCAGUGCGUGCGGAAACCUCGGAAAUUACUGUGGUGGAACUUUUAAGGGUCUGGAGUCGAAGCUUGAUUAUAUCAAGGGCAUGGGAUUUGAUGCUAUUUGGAUUACGCCUGUUGUUGACAAUACUGAUGGCGGAUACCAUGGAUACUGGGCCAAGGAUCUGUAUGCGGUCAACUCCAAGUAUGGUACUGCGGAUGAUCUGAAGAGUCUUGUCAAAUCUGCUCAUGACAAGAACAUGUAUGUCAUGUGCGAUGUUGUUGCAAACCAUAUGGGCAAAGGCAUCUCAGACCACAAACCCUCCCCCCUCAACCAACAAAGCUCAUACCACACUCCCUGCGACAUUGACUACAGCAACCAGAGCAGCAUUGAGCAGUGUGAAAUCGCUGGUCUUCCCGAUCUCAACACCGGCAGCGACACCGUAAAGAAGGUCCUCUACGAUUGGAUCAAGUGGCUCGUUGCUGAGUAUAGCUUCGACGGUAUCCGCAUCGACACCGUCAAGCAUGUAGAAAAGCCAUUCUGGCCUGGUUUCCAGGAUGCCGCUGGUGUUUACGCCAUCGGUGAAGUUUGGGAUGGAGGUCCUGAUUACCUCGCUGGCUAUGCCCAGGUCAUGCCCGGUCUUUUGAACUACGCUAUGUAUUACCCCAUGAACCGCUUCUACCAGCAAAAGGGCGAUCCUUCAGACGUCGUCGCUAUGCACGAUGAGAUCAGCAACAAAUUCCCUGACCCCACUAUCCUCGGCACUUUCAUCGACAACCAUGAUAACCCCCGUUGGCUAAGCCAGAAGAACGACAAGGCUCUCCUCAAGAACGCCCUUGCAUACGUCAUCCUUGCCAGAGGUAUUCCCAUCGUCUACUACGGAACGGAGCAGGGUUAUGCUGGCGGCAAUGAUCCUGCUAACCGCGAGGAUCUCUGGCGAAGCAGCUUCAGCACCAACGCGGAUCUCUACCAACACAUCUCACGUCUCUCCAAGGCCCGCUCAGCGGUUGGUGGCCUUGGUGGAAAUGAUCACAAGCAUCUUUACUCGCAGAACAGCGCCUAUGCUUGGAGUCGUGCUGACGGUGAUCUUAUUGUUCUUACUUUGAACCGCGGUCAGGGAUACUCAGGACAGACCUGCUUCAACACUGGAAAGAACAACAAGACUUGGGACAAGGUCUUUGGAAGUGGCACUGUUACGUCUGAUGGCAAUGGACAGGUUUGCGUUAGCUACACUAACGGCGAGCCAGAGGUCUUGGUCGCGUCUAGCUAA